CACAGAGGCAGAGUGAUGUUCCAGGUUAAAAACCUCCACUUUUGAGUGUUCAGUGCUCAUAGAGACGAAAAAUUGACCAGGCUUAUGAUAUUGGGCUACCCAAACACUACCGGGAACACCUUGUAUUGACUGAAACAAAGAGCAUAAGCUCUGAGUGGUUCCUGUGUUUUGGCUCCACAUUCCUGAAUGCCUGGAUUGGGACAUUUCACCGAAACGCUGACCAACGGGUGGCAGUUUUAGAUUAAGUGAUCAGCAGAGUUUAUAGAUGCUGACUGACCCACUGAGUUCCUGAAGUGCUUUGCACUUUUCUCCAUAUAUAUGAAAGAAAAUGAUGCAGAGGGUAAACACGAGAUUCUGCAGGUGCUAGAAAUUCAGAGCAACACAAAAUGCUGGAGGAAUUCACAUCUACAACUCAGCUGCAGAGGGCUUCUGACAGAGUUCCGCACAGCGGCGGUUUAACUGAUCAGUGCUCCAGCCCUUCAUCAAAGCUAAAGACAGGAAGCAGGCGACACUCCAGAGGGCACCCACGUACCAAGGUGAUGGUUUGGCUUGCAGAUCCACGUUGGCAGGUUCCUGUGUCCCUAUUUGUGCUGCUCUCUCUACACGACAGAGGUAACUGUCUUGACAACAUGCUUCUACGAAGUACAGGGAAGCUGAGUGUGGAAAACAAGGGGGAAUACGGCGACAGCACAGUAUCGACACCUCCUCAGAGGGAUCUGUGGUGCCAUUGUCACCACCAUUGUCCAGAAGAGUCUGUGAACAACACCUGCAAAACAGAUGGUUACUGUUUCACCAUCAUGGAAGAAGGUGAUUCGGGAGGGCAUGUCAUCACCUCUGGGUGUCUAGGCAAGGAGGGUUCAGACUUCCAGUGUCGGGACACUCCCAAGUCAUCCCAGCGGCGAGCCAUCGAAUGUUGCACCGAUCGAGAUUUCUGCAAUCGAGAUCUGCACCCUACGCUUCCACCCCAAGACAUGAGAGAUUUUGUCGAUGGAAGCACGCAUCACUUGGCCCUGCUGAUCUCUGUUACAGUUUGCAGCAUCGUUCUUGCACUGCUCAUUAUUUUCUUCUACUUCAGGUAUAAAAGGCAAGAUGAAAGGCCGAGAUACAACAUGGGCAUCGAGCAGGAUGAGACUUUCAUUCCAGCAGGUGAAUCCCUCAAAGAUCUGAUUGAGCAGUCUCAAAGCUCAGGCAGUGGUUCCGGGCUCCCUCUACUGGUACAAAGGACGAUAGCAAAACAGAUUCAGAUGGUGAAACAGAUUGGAAAAGGCCGUUAUGGUGAAGUCUGGAUGGGGAGGUGGCGAGGUGAGAAAGUUGCUGUGAAAGUCUUCUUCACCAUGGAGGAAGCAAGCUGGUUCAGGGAGACGGAGAUAUAUCAGACCGUGCUCAUGAGGCACGAGAACAUCCUAGGUUUUAUUGCUGCUGAUAUCAAGGGAACGGGGUCAUGGACACAGCUGUACCUGAUCACAGAUUACCAUGAAAAUGGCUCUCUCUAUGACUAUUUAAAGUCCACUACCCUUGACACAAAAGCCAUGCUGAAAUUGGCAUAUUCUACUGUCAGUGGACUGUGCCACCUGCACACGGAGAUCUUUGGCACUCAGGGAAAGCCAGCCAUUGCUCACCGGGACUUGAAAAGCAAAAACAUCCUGGUGAAGAAAAACGGAAUGUGCUGUAUCGCAGACCUGGGUUUGGCUGUUAAAUUUAUCAGUGACACUAAUGAAGUAGACAUACCGCUCAACACCAGAGUAGGGACAAAACGAUACAUGGCUCCAGAGGUGUUGGAUGAGAGUCUUAACCGUAAUCAUUUCCAAUCAUACAUCAUGGCAGAUAUGUACAGUUUUGGACUGAUCUUAUGGGAGAUAGCACGGCGUUGUGUGUCUGUAGGGAUUGUUGAAGAAUACCAAUUACCAUAUCAUGACUUGGUGCCCAGCGAUCCAUCCUUCGAAGAUAUGAGAGAAGUUGUGUGCAUCAAGAGGCUGAGACCAUCGUUCCCCAACAGAUGGACCAGUGAUGAGUGUCUGAGACAAAUGGGUAAAGUUAUGAGCGAAUGCUGGGCCCACAACCCAGCCUCCCGGCUAACAGCCCUACGAGUGAAGAAGACCUUGGCCAAAAUGUCCGAGUCCCAAGACAUAAAGCUCUGAUGUCAACCCAGAACUCCACAGUUCCAGAGAACCCUUGUGUAGCACCUGACCCACAACAACUGGAGGGAGGUGUGACCUCUCGACCCUUUUCAAAUAUUUUCCUUCUUGUUGUCUCGUUCGCGAUGCCAUCGAGUUGGCACUGCCGUAAGGGAGGACUGCACUGUCCAAAUCACCAGGAAUGGGCUGCAGGAGCAUUCAUGGGGUUUUCUUUUUGUUUGUUUAUGCUUGCAUCUAGCAACAGGUUUCAGAGAUCAGUGCAAUGGAGAUUGCAUGCUUUGCUUUCUGUGAAAGCUGCUCACGUCAUUUUUUUUAAAGUAUUAAGCAUUGCAAGACAGAUGGCAAUUUAAGUCUGUUCUGAAUUGUGCAUAAGCUGAGUAGGUUGCUCACCCUGUUAACUCCAAGCAUGUCUUCACAAAGAUGCUAUCUGUUUAACUUACUCAAGCUUUUAAGAACUGAGGGCUGGGAGCUGGAAAACCCAACUGCACCGUGAUCUGCUUCCUGAACCCAAGUUGGUUUGAAGAUGGAGGAUCUGCUCAGAAGCUCCAGUGGAUUCCACCAUUGUCAGCUUUGAACUGAAAUGUUUUGUUGUGAUCCUUUUAUGGGAUUUGGCCAUCAUGGGCAAUACCAGAGUUGAUUUCCUCUCCCCAGUUGGCCUUGAGGAGGGGUAGUGAGCCAUCUCCUUGAAAGGCUGCAGUCCGUACACUGAAAAUGCUUCCAUAGUGCUGAUGGACAGGGAAUUCCAGGAUUUGGACCCAGCCACUGCAAAGGAGUGGUGAAGUAUUUCUAAGUCAUAAUGCGGAACAUAUUGGAAAGGAAUCUGCAGGGAGCGAUGUUCCCGUGUGCCUACUGCCCUUGUACUUCUUGGUAUUAGAGCAGUCGGUUUAGGAAAUGCUGUUAGAAUAGCCAAGUAUACACACUGAAAUAACAACAGUGCAUUUUUAUUGACAUACACUGAAGCCACAGCAUGCCAUUGACAUAGGGAAUGAACGUUUCGGGUGACGGUUCAGUACCAGCCAAGUGCUCUGAUUUGUCCUGGAUGGUACUUUAUAACUAACAAGUAGUUGGAGAUGGACACCUUUAACAGGAGCUAAAUGCUAAAGAUCAUACAAGAAAUGUAGAAUUUAGCAGAAACACAGAGACAUAUACACUGCAGGGCUGAUUUCUUUAACUUCCUGUAAUUUUUCUCCCCCUCCAUUCCCCAUUCUGGCUCCUCUCUUACCCCUUCUCUGUGCGAGAUUUUUGUCUAUUGUAGUUCCCCCCUCAAGGAAACACAUCCCAAAGCUCCAAUGUAUCACCUUCAGAGAGCAGGAGAAGGGAAGUGUUUUCGCUGAGUUAAUAAAUGAAGGUCCACUCUCUCUAAAAUGAUCUCACAGUGAAGGGGCAUUAUCCUUGCUCACUCUGAAAACAAUUAAAAUCAGACCAGUCUUUCUGGUGAAGGUGCUCCCACUAUACUGAUGGGCAUGGUAUUCCAGCAUCCACUCCCAAUAAUAGAAUGGCAAUAUCUUUCCAAAAGGCAGGAGUGAUCAGUAGGGCAGGGGAGGGAGGUUUGGUAGCAUUUCUGGUUCAUUGCUUUCCCAGGUCUUUAGGGGUCAGGGUUAAAGGUUAAAAACAUAUAACAAUAUAGUAUAGUGAAAGGCUAUUGGACUCAAGAUGUUGGAAAUGACUAUGAUAUCACUUUAAACUAGCUCCAUUUGGCUGCAUGUGAUCUUUAUCCUUGCAUUCCCUGCCUGUUCAUGUGGCAAUACCUCUUGAAUGCUGUAAUUGUAUCUGCUUCAACCAUUUUUUAAAAUUCCAUUAUGCCUGGUCCAGGCAGCUACCUCUCUCUGCUGAAAAACUUACCUUACAAAUCUCCUUUACGCUCCCCACCCCCACCUCCACUUUAAAGCUGUGCUCUCCACUACUGGAGAGAAAAGUGACUUAAGCCUGAUUUAUAUUUCUGCGUCAAAUGUAUGCCGUACGUACUACGUACCCUACACCGUAGGGUGACGUUCACCUCCCCAAAGAAGUAACUCACGCAUCGUGGCGAGGCAGACCGCAACAACUGUGAUUGGUCCGCUUUCAGUAACAUCACAUUUCCGCUUGCUUUUCUCCGCCAUGUCCGUACACUGAUGCAAAAUAAAUGGUUGGAGAUGAUGAACCAAAUCGUCAAAUCUACCUGCCGACAUCCGAAAAAACUUGAAAUGCAUUUCCUUGUCCAUGUCUCUCAUGAAGAAACUCAACACAGUGGCAUAGAAACCCCACCACUAACUAGCGUUUUGGCGGUGAGUUGCAGAGGGACGCAGACACAACAACACAUGCUCGCUGCAGUGUAGGGCUACGCAGAAGUAUAAAUCACACUUAAGCCACCAAUGCUUCUCAGAAUUUAUACACUUCUCUCAGAAGUGGACAAUUCAGCUCCCCACUCCAUUUUGCCUGGUUAUUUCAUCCAAAUCAUUGAUACAGUGGGUGUACAGUUGGGGUCCCAGCACCCAGCAGUUGAAGUGAAAAUGUACAGUUGAGAAGUGAAGCAGGCCCCACAUCUGAAUGUCAGUUCUGAUGUUAGUCAGGGGUAAUAGUUAACAUUUCACUGAAGGGAAUGUGUAUCAGAAGGGUGCAACAUAGUUUUAGUAACCAGUGAAUUACAUAAUGGGUUUGCACCAUACAGCUAUGGAUCACACUUAAUCAGUUUGCAGAGUUUCUCCACCCCUUGUGGCUGCUCAUGCUUUGAAGUUGGUACUGUGUCUUUGGCUAAUAAGGAAUCCAUUUGUCACUAAAAGAGAGAGGAGAGUGACCCAGUCUAGACACUAAGGGCUCAGAUAGGGUGCUAAUGGUGAGGCUAUGCCACUUACCUUUGACUUUGGGGAAAAAAAAAUUCUGCUAAAAGAUCUAAUGAACUCAGUGACUUGAACCUACCUACUCUUCACCGACAUCAAUUUCUGUCAAGUCUCAGUUUGGUGAGAUUCCUGAUACUCGGAGUUGUCAUCAAGCUGACUGGACAGCCAAUCACAUUAAAGAAUUAUUUGGCUGAAAAAGCACAGUUGUAAACCCACAUUUCUUAAACCUUACAAAAUAAAAAGCACAAACAUAAGAGCAGAAUGUAUAGACAGAGUUAAACGCAAUCAGGAUUAUCAUGAGUAGACUCUGAUAUUUUAAAAUAUUUUAUGGUCCAUUGUAUUUUGAUAGAUUUAUCUGGGAGAAUUAUAAAUCCAAACACAUAAAUUAGGGAUAGACAGGUUGCAAACAGCAUUUAUGACUCAGUAUACUAUUAAGAUCCAGUUUAUCUUACAAGGAGAAUAGUUUAUAAACACCUGAAGAUUACAUUCCCUUACAUACAGUGCUUUCUCCAGAGGAGCUGGAAUGGACCCAACAUCAAAUUCAGGGUUUUCUUGUUUAGUUGUGCAUGUAUGCAUUUGAAUUAGCAGUGUAAUGACAGCAAGCUCCAAGCCAUUGAAUUCUCAUGCAAAUUCUGAAUAUUAAAACGAGGACUAUGCACCAGAGCUUGCAUUGGACAAUCAGAAACUCAGUUGGAAAGAAGAUUAGGCACAAUAUGCAGUAAUUCAAGCUUAUGUAUUAUUUUGUUUUAAAAUAAAUAUAAACCCUUUAAGUGCACAUCUGUGUCUCAGUAGAUUGUGCUCCCAUUUUUAAGGAAUACUAAUUUUAUCUCUCCUUUAACCUCACCCUUUUUGGUUGAAACUGCAGUGUUUAGUUUUAUGAGAGCCUGAGAUUGAAGUUAAAGGGAAUUGUUCCGUGCUGUGUUUAGUGUCUUAAAAUAUGGCAGUGAACAAUUUCAGUUGUGCGUUCUUCUCUCAUCCCACACUCCUCACCCACCCCACCCCUUUACCCUUCCUCUCAGUCCUGUCAGGUUUCAGGCAGGAUUGAGGAAAUGCUGUUUGCUGCUUUUGUGAGCCAAAUGAAGUCAGAAAAAUAAUGGGCCUGAGGGAUCUCAGAUUCCCUCACCACCAAGGGGGUAAUUGGCUCCAAUCGCUACAUCAGGAAAGCUGAAACCGAUGACAAUGUUAGAACACCUGAACUUUGCAGAGAGUGUUGUACUUUGUUAAAUUACUAAUGAAACUCUCUUGAUUGUAUAACUGGAAGCAAACCAUUGUUUUAUUUUACAUCUGUAUAGAUGAAAUAUGAUAAACAGAAAGCUGCAGCUCACUGGGAAACAGUGCCUUAUUUAAACUGUACAUAGUUGUAAAUCAGAAAGAUUAGAAGACAGAAUAUUAGUUGUAUAUGCUAUAAAUAUGUACUGUGUUUACCAUUUCCCUAAUAAAGAAAUUCAGACAACCACACUUCCAACUCGCU
This is a messenger RNA of Mobula hypostoma (lesser devil ray), 6422 nucleotides long. RefSeq names its product bone morphogenetic protein receptor, type IBa (gene bmpr1ba). Gene Ontology annotation, molecular function: ATP binding; SMAD binding; transforming growth factor beta receptor activity, type I. The coding region runs from base 387 to 2138 and encodes 583 amino acids. The record is from RefSeq and is a predicted model, not a curated record. Gene Ontology annotation, cellular component: signaling receptor complex; plasma membrane. Lineage: Eukaryota; Metazoa; Chordata; Chondrichthyes; Myliobatiformes; Myliobatidae. Gene Ontology annotation, biological process: dorsal/ventral pattern formation; BMP signaling pathway; cellular response to growth factor stimulus. The transcript is spliced from 14 exons.